Drosophila montana is the source of this 308-nucleotide messenger RNA. It is a transcript of the gene MtnE, whose product is annotated as Metallothionein E. The record is from RefSeq and is a predicted model, not a curated record. Bases 16 to 141 code for a protein of 41 amino acids. Gene Ontology annotation, molecular function: metal ion binding. The transcript has 2 exons. NCBI's taxonomy places the organism in Eukaryota, Metazoa, Arthropoda, Insecta, Diptera, Drosophilidae.
AAAAAUUAACUAAAGAUGCCUUGCAAAGGAUGCGGAAAUAACUGCCAGUGCACUUCCGGCAAAUGCGGCGGCAACUGCGCCGGAAACCAGCAAUGCCAAUGCGCCGGCAAAGCGCCCACCAAGUGCUGCCAGGGCAAAUAAAUGUGCGAACUAAUCUAUGCACGCAUCAGGCAACAUAAUGGACCAAAGUACCUCCGGGUGAACUCUCCCCCCUUACCUAAAUACGCAAUAUAGUUAAAUACUGAAAUCUCCGACUGAUUGUUGUUAAAUGAAAUUUAAUAAAUUUUAUACUUAAUAUUCAAUUUAAA